AUGAAGCUCUUGAUCGCUGCUUUUAUUGCACUGGCUACUGCUCAAAGUGACUGGACGGACCCGACCGACUGGACCGAUCCAUGGCAAGGCUCAACUGUGCCGCCUGCAGCGAAUCUCGGUUGUGGGUGCAAUUAUUCGGGUUUGUGGUUGGACGUGGUUCUUGUCGUUGAUUCCUCUUCGGCGAUGACUCAACAAGGUUUUCAAUCGUUGCUCAGCUACAUCGCCACCGCUGUCCUCCAAAUGACUAUCGGUCAGAGUGCUGGACAGAUGUCUCGUUUCGCGGUGAUCACCUACUCAAGCAACGCCACUCUUCGCUAUUCACUCACCGCUUUCAAGAAUCAAAACGAUCUCCUCAACGUCGUGUUCACGAUUCCGUUUGAGGGACGAGAUGGGAGCAAUAUUGAGCAUGGAAUCAACGUCGCUCAAGCGGAGCUCGACAAGAACGGUGGAGGGAGUUAUGCGAAUCGAAAGAAGGUUCUCAUCAUUGCCGCCUCGCACUAUGAACCCGGUGCCAGCAACGAUCCUGGACAAGCUGCAGCGACGUUCCGUGGAAAUGGCGGAAACAUAAUCACCAUUGAAUAUGUUCAAAAGCACGGCACUCGAGUUCCCAUUCUUGAUUCACUCGCCUCGAAUUGUUCGUCUUUAUCGAACAGCAAUGAGGAUGUUCGAGUCAACGAUCUUCUUGCCACCUUUUGUCGGGCCAAUUGUUUCUGUGCCGCGAAUUGGGACGCGUACUCACGGGAUUCCAAGUGUUACACCCCAGACAAUGGCUGCUACUUCCCAGUGACCAUCCCGGCAGCUUGGCCCCUUGCCGAACGUUAUUGCACGCUUCAAAACGGAGCCACUCUACCUACAAUUUGUAAUUCAGACAAGGCGAUCUUCAUGACUUCUUUGCUUCAAAAUCGCCAGCAGUCUCAAUGGACGGGUCUUUCCCGGGGAGGUAAUGGGGUCUUCACUUGGGAUGAUGGAACGUCGUACAGUCAAUGCCAACCGAAUGUAAAUCCAAGAUGGUUGAACGGGACAGCUUUACCCGGUCAACCGGUCGCUCUAUACAGUCCGAGUGGCUUUCAAACCUAUUUCUAUGGUGGCUAUCAAUACGCGGAUUUCAUCUACACUUGUCAAAACCGUCCAUGCAGUAGCACUCUCUAUUGCUCA
Molecule: messenger RNA, 1155 nt
Organism: Mesorhabditis belari
Lineage: Eukaryota; Metazoa; Nematoda; Chromadorea; Rhabditida; Rhabditidae
Source: the annotation of a GenBank genome assembly